AUGGCGACGCGCCCAACACCCCCUGAACUGCCAUCCGUCCCCGGCGCUCCGGCGCUGCCAGUCCACGCUCCAUUGUCCCACGCCCAUCCUCCGCUCGCCCUCGCCUGCUCGCCGCUGGUGCUCGCCGCUGCUACUAAACCGCGCCGCCCUCCCUGGGUUGUCUGUCCCGCCCGCCCGUCCACACAGCCCCGUCCCACGCCCAUUCGACUCCUUUUCGCGGCCCGGUGGAGCCUCGUCGGCCCAGCCUACCACCGCUCCACACGCUUCUCAUUUCCGCGCAGAAAGCGGCCGGGCGCGCAGAUUUCUACGACUAGUGGAGGAGUCGUCUGCAUGCGGGCGGUCCCCGAAUCCGCUUAUCAGCUGUCAGCCACCGAGCUUGUCCACGCGCGCCUCGUCUGCAUAUGCUGUCAUUUCCCCCCUUGUUCACAGGCAACUCUCGCAUCGUUCCCACUGUCCCGUCUCUGCCCCAACGUCGACAAGCUUCCCGGUGGCGGCGACGAUUCAUGGCCUCUUUUGUGUUGCUCGCCUGCAUGA
This is a messenger RNA of Exserohilum turcica Et28A, 534 nucleotides long. RefSeq lists its product as uncharacterized. Lineage: Eukaryota; Fungi; Ascomycota; Dothideomycetes; Pleosporales; Pleosporaceae. The record is from RefSeq and is a predicted model, not a curated record. The coding region runs from base 1 to 534 and encodes 177 amino acids. The transcript has a single exon.